Saccharomyces kudriavzevii IFO 1802 is the source of this 687-nucleotide messenger RNA. It is a transcript of the gene IAT4, whose product is annotated as Iat4p. Lineage: Eukaryota; Fungi; Ascomycota; Saccharomycetes; Saccharomycetales; Saccharomycetaceae. The transcript has a single exon. Bases 1 to 687 code for a protein of 228 amino acids. The record is from RefSeq and is a predicted model, not a curated record.
AUGUCCUUCGAGAACAAAGCACCCACUCCACUGGAAAACAGGGUCCGUGUCCUGAAUAAGACCGCGGGUGUUGGAAGAGCUGCAAAAACUUUGGCUAUUGCCUUCAGUGACUCUCCCGCUUUCCAUUACAUCGCAAAGAAAUUCGAGAACAUUCCCUUCACAGAGAACGUAUCUACGGAGACAAUUACAGCCAACAUCAUAUCGCCCUAUCUGAACAUGCCCUAUGGUGAAGUCUCCGAAGUUAACGAUUUCGACGCUGUUGCAGUGUGGAGUCUACCACCCCACGGCCCCAAAGCAAGAAGCAACGAUUCUAAGUUUAACAAGGACUUCAUCGACGACUUGAAUGAGCGCAAAAAGCAAGUCAUCCCAGAAAAUAUCAACUACUAUUAUCUUUUCUGUAUUGGUAAGAAUCUGAAUGAAAAAAACAUCAGAGGUUCCGUAAGAGCCAUUUUUGAGGAAUACAAGAGAAGAGCCGACAAAGAAAAUUGUGCCAUUGUCCUGGAGGCAAUUGCCGAACACGCUAGAUCCGUUUAUGAAUACUUCGGGUUUAGAAAUUACAAGACUUUCAAAUACGGUGAGGGCGAAGUCGAUUCCAGAGGUAAUUAUGAUCCAAACGGUGAGGGCUUUACCAGCUAUUUGAUGAUCUAUCAUAAGGAUGGCAAUAAAGUUUUAAGAGAAAAAUGCUAG